Molecule: messenger RNA, 1010 nt
Organism: Ylistrum balloti
Lineage: Eukaryota; Metazoa; Mollusca; Bivalvia; Pectinida; Pectinidae
Product: iron-sulfur protein NUBPL-like
Exons: 10
Coding region: 1-975 (324 amino acids)
Biological process (GO): mitochondrial respiratory chain complex I assembly; iron-sulfur cluster assembly
Cellular component (GO): mitochondrion
Molecular function (GO): 4 iron, 4 sulfur cluster binding; ATP binding; ATP-dependent FeS chaperone activity
Source: RefSeq, a predicted model, not a curated record
AUGAAUGCCAGGCUAACGAAAGGAAAGGGUGCAGGGGAUUUGUAUAGAUGUGUAUGUCGAUUGAUGUCAACCCAUGAAAAUCCAUUUGGUAUAAAAGGUGAAAAAAGAACUAAAGAUGAUCUUCAAAGAGAAAGAAUGUCUAGAGGACUUCCAAAGAAAUUACCUAUACCAGGAGUAAAAUAUGUCGUGGUGGUAGCCUCUGGAAAAGGUGGUGUUGGAAAGUCCACUACUGCAGUAAACCUUGCACUAGGAUUGGCUGCUAACAAUCCAAAAUCACAAGUUGGAUUGCUGGAUGCUGACAUACAUGGCCCUUCUAUACCUUGUAUGAUGAACCUACAGGGACAGCCGGAACUAAACAAACAAAAUCUUAUGAAACCGCUGAUGAAUUUUGGCAUCAAAUGUAUGUCAAUGGGAUUUUUGGUGGAUGACAAACAGGCAAUUGUUUGGCGGGGACCAAUGGUGAUGUCUGCAGUGCAAAAACUUCUGAGGCAAGUAACAUGGGGUCCUCUGGAUUACCUAGUGGUGGACAUGCCUCCUGGAACUGGAGACACACAGCUCUCACUAUCACAAAACAUACCUAUCUCUGGUGCACUAAUAGUAUCCACGCCCCAAGACAUAGCCCUACUGGAUGCUCGGCGAGGUGCAGAAAUGUUUCAUAAGGUGGAUGUUCCAGUGCUUGGACUUGUUCAGAACAUGAGUGUUUACAUAUGUCCAAAGUGCGGCCAUGCAGAACACAUUUUUGGACAGGAUGGAGCUUCUACCAUAGCCUCUGAUAUGGGUCUAGAUAUUCUUGGAGAUGUGCCUCUCCACAUCUGUAUUAGGGAGGGAAGUGACCAGGGUCAGCCAGUGGUGGUGUCAAAACCUCAGUCUUCACAGGCUCUCGUUUACAAACAGAUCGCAGCACAAGUCACAGAAAAACUAUCCACAAUGGCUCCAAUAGAUCAGUCUUCACCACAGAAUAAAGACAAAACGUAACGAGCAAGGAAACGACAACCACUUAUUUAUAUGUU